Molecule: messenger RNA, 505 nt
Organism: Raphanus sativus (radish)
Lineage: Eukaryota; Viridiplantae; Streptophyta; Magnoliopsida; Brassicales; Brassicaceae
Product: signaling peptide TAXIMIN 1
Exons: 2
Coding region: 137-364 (75 amino acids)
Source: RefSeq, a predicted model, not a curated record
ACCAAAUAUAAAAAAUUAACGCGUUAGCUGCACCGAACACGGGUCUCUCUUUAUUAGUUUCCUUCUUCUUCCUCUGCAUAAUAAAAAAAACGACGACUCAUCGCGACUGUAACAGAAAGCUCUCCUGAGAGCCACCAUGUGCGCCGAAGACUGCCGUCCUCUCGGUUUCCUCUUAGGACUCCCUUUCGCCUUCUUAUCUCUCCUUCUCUCCAUCGUCGGUGUCAUCAUCUGGAUCGUCGGAUUGUUGUUGUCGUGCAUAUGUCCGUGUUGCUUAUGCGUGACGAUACUGGUGGAGAUGGCGUUAGGGUUGAUCAAAGCCCCGAUUCAUGUUAUGGAGUGGUUCACUUCCACAAUACCUUGUUGAUCUUCUUCUACUGCUUCCUCAAUGUACAUGAAUAAUCAAUCUACUUGUAGUAGUCACAGACUCUUUAUCUUUAUUUAUUGCUUUUUUUUUGCUUUAUUGUAUUUGUUUUUGUUUGAGAAUAAGUAACAACAUUUUAUUGCA